CACCAGGUUCUUAGGCUGCCCGUGCAGUCUGUAUUUCUGCCCUUGAGCCGGUCCUCAGCAUGAAGCUCCUUUGGCUGAACUAGAGGAGAGAGAAAAGGCCUCUGAAUUCUUGCAGAUCCAUCUACCUUUAGGCUCUGCAGCUGCAAGCAGGUGGAAAUUGCUCCUGAUCCCAGGAAGUUGGUCCAACUCAGCUUGCAGCCUCAGAAGAACUUUCAAACCUGAGCUCGAAAGCCUCGAUUUGACUGGUGCAUACAUUCCACUUACGCAAGCCAGUUCCACAUCCUGGAUCAGAGAAUCACUCCAGGCGUACCAUGAGCCGUGCUCGGGAUGCUGGCUGCGUAGCUGCUGGAAUAGUGAUCGGGGCUAGUGCCUGGUACUGUGUCUACAAAUACACUAGGGGAAAAGAUCAGAAGAAGAAGAGACCAGCCAAGCCCAAGAACCGGGCAUCUGUGGGUACUGGAACCAGGGCUAGAGCUGGGCUAAGAGCUGGAUUUACAAUUGACCUUGGGCCAGGAUUCAAUCCCCCAAUCCCAGUCAGUGUUGAGGCCAUGAACAAGGCUCAAGAAAAAGCACCCACUCCUGCUACAACUGUAGCUGAACAGAUGGUGCCAGCUGCACCCAGCCCUAAGGUGCAGAAUGGGGCAGAAAGUAAAGUCCAGGAGACAGAUGGGUCUGGGACUGAGUCUAAUACAGAAUCCGCAGUAGGCACUCCAGCUGCCUGUGUGGAUACACCUCCUCCCAAGGUGGCAGAGGUUCCCACUGCUGCAGAGGCCCCAGAAAUAGUAGGAGCUCCCAAGAUGGUAGAAGCUCCCAGCACCACAGAGACUUCUGUGGCAACAGCACUCCCUGGGCCAGCAGUGCCUCUGGGGAUAGCCCAGUCUCCUGGGCCAGCAGUACCUUCCCCAUCAAUAAUGACUCCUGGGCCAGCAGGACUUCCCUGGGCAGUCCAAUCUCCUGGGCCAGCAGCACCUCCCAUGGCAGUGCAGUCACUUGUGCCAGCAGCACCAUCCUGGGCAGUAGUAGCACCCCCUGGGGCAGUCUACAUUCCUGUGGCAGCCCACUUUGCUGGGCCAGCAGCACCUCACAGGGUAACCCAGUCUCCUGGGACAGUGGUGCCUCCCCUUCCACCCCCGUCUCUUGGGCCAGGAGUGCUUUCCAGAUCAGUCCAGUCUUCUGUGACAUCAGUGCCUCCCAGGGCAGUCCAGUCUUCUGGGCCAGUAGUGCAUCCUGGGGCAGCCCAAUCUCCUGGGGUAGUAGUGGCUCCCAGGGCAGUCCAGUUUUCUGGAGCAGCAGUGCCUUCCAUGACAGGAGCCCCUUCUGCGACACCAGUGCCUCCCAGGCAGGCAACAACUCCCAAGGCAACAACAUUAGCUAGGGCACAGACAUCUACCCAGAGUGGGGCAACUACAGAAGUCAUGCAGGUCCCUAGAGUGGGAGCACCUAUUGAAUCCACAGAGAUUCCUAGAAUGGCAGCACCUGCCAUGGUGGCUGAGGCCUCUCUGCCGAUGCUUUCUGGGGCUGCAGAGACUCCUGGGACUUCAGGGUCCUCUAAGACAGCAGCAGCUGCUGGCAAGAAAACAGCCCCUGGAGCUCACACUGGGGCUAUACCUAAGGCUGGGUCAGCCACUGGAGCUGUGCCCAAAGGUGGAGGCAAGGGUGGAAACAGGAACCGGAAUGGAGGCAAAGGCAAAAAUAGGAAAAACAAGGUUGAAGUGGAUGAAUUGGGGAUGGGCUUCCGCCCUGGUGAUGGGGCUGCAGCAGCUGCUGCAGCCUCUGCUAAUGGGGGACAGGCUUUCCUGGCAGAGAUUCCUGAGUCUGAGGAAGGGGAAUCUGGGUGGACUGAUACAGAGUCAGAUUCAGACUCUGAGCCUGAAGUCCAGCCCAGAGGGAAGGGAAAGAGAACCAUUCCCAUGCACAAGCGCCCCUUUCCUUAUGAAAUUGAUGAGAUUCUGGGUGUCCGAGAUCUCAGGAAAGUCCUAGCCUUGCUUCAGAAGUCAGAUGAUCCCUUCAUCCAGCAAGUAGCGCUGCUCACCCUGAGCAACAAUGCCAAUUACUCGUGUAAUCAAGAAACGAUUCGAAAGCUGGGAGGCCUCCCAAUUAUUGCAAACAUGAUCAACAAAACUGACCCCCACAUUAAGGAAAAAGCCUUGAUGGCCAUGAAUAACCUGAGUGAGAAUUAUGAAAACCAGGGCCGACUCCAGGUGUAUAUGAAUAAAGUGAUGGAUGAUAUCAUGGCUUCUAACCUGAACUCAGCAGUACAGGUAGUUGGGCUAAAGUUUUUAACAAACAUGACUAUUACUAAUGACUACCAGCACCUGCUUGUCAAUUCCAUUGCCAACUUUUUCCGCUUGUUAUCUCAAGGGGGUGGAAAAAUCAAGGUUGAGAUUUUGAAAAUACUUUCAAAUUUUGCUGAAAAUCCAGACAUGCUCAAGAAACUUCUUGGCACCCAAGUGCCGUCCUCAUUCAGCUCCCUUUAUAAUUCUUAUGUGGAAUCAGAAAUUCUUAUUAAUGCCCUUACUCUGUUUGAGAUUAUCUUUGACAACCUCAGGGCAGAAGUGUUCAAUUACAGGGAAUUCAACAAGGGCUCCCUGUUUUACUUAUGUACUACAUCUGGGGUGUGUGUGAAGAAAAUCCGAGCCUUGGCAAAUCACCAUGACCUCUUGGUGAAAGUGAAAGUUAUAAAACUGGUGAACAAAUUCUGAUUGAGCUGUGCCCUCAAGGUGUGUGUGUGUGUGUGUGUGAUUUCUUGGCGUUCCAGUCUGCAAGCAUUAAAAGUGAGACAUCGUUGCUUUUCUACUUGUGUGUGUAGUAAAGGAAUCCUCUCAGCUGCCAAUUCUGCAUAAUGUAUCUUUCAGAGUGAUGUUAUCUGUGACUGUCACCGGCUUUAAGCUGAACCAUUUUCUGAAUACCAAAUAGUCCUGUAGCCCUGUAGUCCUGAAGACAUAUUUGUGAUUUGAAUUGUGCUACUUGGGUGGAAUAUUUUUACUGCGUCCUCUAUGUGAGUUGACAAUAAUCUUGUUUAUGAAUGGCCUACUCUGCUCUUACUUGCUUUGACUUGAAUUUUGUCACCAAAGACUUCAUAUGUGUAGCAUCAAUAAAGUGUAUGUUGCAAAUG
Molecule: messenger RNA, 3115 nt
Organism: Acomys russatus (golden spiny mouse)
Lineage: Eukaryota; Metazoa; Chordata; Mammalia; Rodentia; Muridae
Gene: Armcx2
Product: armadillo repeat containing X-linked 2
Exons: 3
Coding region: 312-2702 (796 amino acids)
Cellular component (GO): mitochondrion
Molecular function (GO): protein binding
Source: RefSeq, a predicted model, not a curated record